AGGUCACCUGUGCAGCGUGCACCUGUAAAACAAUCUUAUCUCCAGGAGGGACACGCCACUGAGCAUACCAGCGGAGGCACGCCUAAGUGUAGUCGGCGACCAGAAGAGGCAGGAGUCACGAUGUAUCUCUUAGCGUUGGCCACGUCACUAGUCCUGAUCGCAUUCUCCUCCAACUCGGCCAGGGCGUUGAAAAAGGAAAUCCGGCCCCCGCAGACGCUCUCCAGAGGUUGGGGAGAUGAGAUCACCUGGGUGCAGACCUACGAGGAAGGAUUGUACAAUGCCAAGAAGAGUAACAAACCUCUGAUGGUGAUUCAUCAUCUGGAAGAUUGUCUGUACUGUCAAGCCCUGAAGAAAGCAUUUUCUGAAAGCGCAGAAAUCCAGGAACUGGCGAAGGAAAACUUCAUCAUGCUGAAUCUAAUGCACGAAACGAGAGAUAAGAAUUUGGCGCCAGACGGGCAAUACGUUCCCAGGAUCAUGUUUGUCGAUCCCUCCCUUACAGUCAGAGCCGACAUCACCGGACGUUAUUCCAAUCGCCUUUACACCUACGAACCGCAAGAUGUACCUUUGUUGACAGAAAACAUGAAGAAAGCGUUACAUCUGGUUCAGACCGAGCUAUGAGACGCCACAGGAGGGGUCCGCACCAUGGUCCGGGGGCCGCUUAUGACCAAGAUUCCUGUUUUCACCAGAGUCUGUAAACCCUAUAUCGGAUUUCUGGGGUCAUAUAUGAACAUUUGAAUCCAGAAUGGAGAAAAUGGGGUGAAAAGUACGGAAAAUGUGCAAAUUAUAUUUCCAUAGGGAUAUUUUAUGAAAGAAAAAUCAAAUAACUAGGGCUGUAUGAG
Molecule: messenger RNA, 839 nt
Organism: Hyla sarda
Lineage: Eukaryota; Metazoa; Chordata; Amphibia; Anura; Hylidae
Gene: AGR3
Product: anterior gradient 3, protein disulphide isomerase family member
Exons: 8
Coding region: 121-618 (165 amino acids)
Cellular component (GO): endoplasmic reticulum
Molecular function (GO): dystroglycan binding
Source: RefSeq, a predicted model, not a curated record